Molecule: messenger RNA, 10596 nt
Organism: Cynoglossus semilaevis (tongue sole)
Lineage: Eukaryota; Metazoa; Chordata; Actinopteri; Pleuronectiformes; Cynoglossidae
Product: centromere-associated protein E-like
Exons: 3
Coding region: 1-10374 (3457 amino acids)
Source: RefSeq, a predicted model, not a curated record
AUGACUUGUGAAAACCAAGAGUUGGCUUCCAAGUACAAAAGGCUGCAAGAAAAAUGUGAAAAUAUUGUAAAUGAGAGACAACAUGCCAAAGAGACUGCUGACUCUCAGCACCAAAAAUAUGCAAUGAAACUUACCAGUCUGACUCAUGAAAAUCAACAACUGGCUUUUGAUAACAUCAGUCUAAAGGAGAAACUUGAGGAUGCGCUGAAUAAAAAACACCAAGCAAAAGAGGAUGCUUUGCUUCAGCAUCAAAAGGACACAGAUAAAAUCAACUUAUUGGAUCAUGAGUAUAAACAGCUAACGUCAGAGAAUGAAAGGUUGCAUGGUAAACUUGAGAAAGCCCUGAAAGAGAUAAACGUCAAAGAUGCUGCUAUAGCAGUUCAACAGACAGAUAGAGAUACAAUUAAACAUCAGAGUCAUGAAAACCAAAAGCUAGUGUCUGAGAACACAGUUCUACGAGGGAAGCUUGAGGAUGCCAGAAAUGAAAGAGAGUCUGCUAUCUCUCAGCAGCAGAGGGAUGCAGGCAAACUUGCCCAACUGACAAAAGUAAUCGAACUAAUAUCUUCUGAAAAGAAAAGACUAGAAGUUAAACUUGUAGAUGCAGUAAGUUGGAGACAGCAAACAAAAGAGGCUGCUAAUUUACAGCUGCAGAGGGAUGCAGAAAAAUUUGAGCAUCUGACAAAUGAAAUCAUACAACUUGUAUCUGAGAACAAGAGGUUACAAGGAAAACUUGAGGAUUCCCUGAAUGAGAAGCAGCAUCUGAAAGAGGCAGCUACCUCUCAGCAGCAGAUACACAUCAGUAAAAUCAACAACCUCAUGAUUGAAAACCAACAACUGGAUUCUCAGAACAAGAGUCUUCAAGGCAAAUUGGAGGAUGCUCAAAAUGAGACACGCAAAACUCGUGAGGCUUCUGUUUCUCAGCAGCAAAUCGCUGCAGAGAAACUCAAACAUCUUGCUUUAGAAAACCAAAGUAUGAUUUCUGAUAACAAAAGUCUUCAAGAAAAACUGGAAGAAUCUCUGAAGGUGACCAAUAGUGCUCAUGAGGCUGCUGUCUCUCAGCAGCAAAAAGAUCAAGAAAAAUGUGAUUACUUAGCGAAAGAAAACCAACAACUAGCUUCUGAAAAGAAAACACUGGAAGAUAAACUUGAGGAAGCCCUGAAUAGGAGACAGCAUACACAGGAGGCUGCUGACUCUCAGCGACAAAUGGAUAUAACCACAAUAAACAACCUUACUCUUGAAAACCAAGAUCUAGCUUCCCAGAAUAAGAUUCUUCACAGCCAACUAGCAGAUACUGUAAAUGAGAAACUCCAAGUCUAUGAGGCUUCUGUUUCUCAGCAGCAAAAAGAUGCUGAAAACAUAACACAUCUGAUGAAUGAUAACCAACAGCUGUCCUCUGAAAACAAGAAGCUACACGUGAAACUUGAAGGUGCCUUAAGUGAGAGACAGCAUUUUGGUGAGGCUGUCACCUGUAAAGAGCUAGAGUCUGCAGAAAAACUGGCACAGCUCACUCAAGAAAACCAAAGUUUGACUUCUGACAACCAGAGUCUUAGAGACAAACUUGAAGAAUGUUUGAAGGAGAGACAAGAUGCUCAUGAGGUUGCUGCUUCCCAGCAGAAAAAGAAUGCAAGUAAGCUAGAACACCUCAUUUGUGAAAAUCAACAAGUGAUCUCUGAGAACAAGAGAUUACAAUGCAAAUUUGUGAAUGCCUUUAAAGACAGACAGCUUGCAUAUGAAGCUCAGCAGCAGAAAGAGGCAGAUAAGCUAAACCACCUUACUUAUGAACUGCAACAAAUGUCUUCUGAAAAUAGAAAAUUACAGGAUAGACUUACAGUUGCCCUAAAUGAGAAGCAGCAAGCCUACGAAGCCCUUACUUCUCAACAGCAGAGAGAGGCAGAAAUAUUGGACCAGCUUUCACAUGAAAAACAGCAACUGGCUUUAGAUAACAAGAAGCUUAAAGCUAAAUUUGAAGAGGCGCUGGGGAACCGACAGCAGACCUAUGAGGCUCUUGUCUCCCAGCAGCAGAAAGAUGCAGUUAAACUUGAUCAGCUUUAUGAUGAAAAUAAACAACUGGCAUAUGAAAACAAGAGACUGCAAGUUAAAGCUGAAGAUUUACAACAUGACAUAAAACAUGCCAAUGAGGCUCUUGUAUCUCAGCAGCAAAAGGAUGCUGAAAAGGUGGCUCAGCUGACUCAUGAAAACCAAAAACUAAUUUCUACUAAUGUAGAUCUGCAGGAUAAACUUGAAAAAUUCCACAGUGAGAAACGGCACAAUCAGACGAUUUCUGUCUCCCAGCAGCAGAAGUAUGAGCACAAACUUUGGGAAUUAACUAACAAAAUCCACCAACUAUCUUCUGAGAAGAAGAGGCUUCAAGAGAAAAUAAAGGAUAGCGUGAGUGAGAAACAGUGUGCUUUGGAAGCUGCACAAUUGAAGCUGCAGAAUGAUGCUGCUAAACUAGAUCACCUGUCCAACGAAGUCCAUCACCUAACUACUGAGAACAAGAGGCUGCAAGGUAAACUUGAGAAUACUCUGACUGAGCAGCAGAAUGAUGCAGAAAAACUGACCCAUCUGAUGAACGAUAUCCAACAGCUUUCAUCUAAAAACAAGAGGCUACAAACCAAACUCGAGGAUACUCUGCAUGAGAGACAUCAUUUUGGAAAGAAUGCUGCUGCUCAGCAGCAGAAGGAUGCAGAAAAACUGUCGUAUUUGAAUCAGGAAAACCAAAACCUGACAACUGAAAACAAUAGCCUCAAAGUUAAACUUGAAGAUGCCUUGAAGCAGAGGCAGAGUAUCCAUGAGGCUGCUAUUUCCCAGCAGCAAAUAGAUGAAGAAAAACUUGAUUAUCUGGAAAAGGAAAUUCAAAAACUGGCUUCUGGAAAGAAAAUUCUAGAGGAUAAACUUGAAGAUGCAUUAAAGGAGCAGCAGCGUACAAAAGAGACUGCUGCCUUACAGCAGCAAAAUGAUGCAGAAAAACUGUCCCACUUGACAAAUGAAGUUGCACAAAUGAGACAUGAAAUUGAAGAAAUAACUUCUGAGAACCUGAGUUUAAAAGGGAGCCUUGAAAAUGCCCUAAACGAAAGAAAGCAUGAGAAUGUGGUUGCUCAAUGUCAACACCAAAGGGACACUGCUCAGAUAGACCAUCUAAACCUUAAAAUAGAUGAUCUUCUUUCAGAGAACGGGAGCUUGCAAUGUAAACUUGAAGAUGCCAUCAAUGAGAGACAGUUUGUUUUUUCUGAGCAGAAACAGGAUGUAUUUAAUCUAGACCAUCUUAUCCAUGAAAAUCAACAGUUGGCAUCUGAGAACAAGAGGCUUCAAACUAAAAUUGAGGAUGUUUUGAAAGAGAGACAGCGUGGUUUUGAGAUUCUUAUUUUUCAACAGCGAAAGGAUGCGGAGAAGUUAGACAAACUAACCUACGAAAACCAAAAACUCUCAAAUGAGAUCAAGAGGUUAAAAGGUAACUUUGAAGACGCAUUGAAUGAUAUUCAACAUGCUUAUGAGACUGCGGUUUCUCAAAGGAAGACAGAUGCAGAAAUAUUAGCUAAUUUAAAAAAUGACAACAAACAUCUUGUGAAUGAAAACAAAAACCUGCAAAGUAAACUAGAGGAAGCCUUGAAUGACAGGUGUUGUGCUCAUGAGGUGGUGGUCUCUCAACAGCAAAAGGACAAAGAUAAAGUGAACCAGCUCACACUGGAAAAUCAUCAGCUGGCUUUUGAGAAGAAGAGCCUGCAAGGAAAAUUAGAGGAAUCACUAAGAGAGAGACAGCAGGCCAGUGAGGCUGCUGACCGUAAGAACCAAAAUCUGACUGAUAAAAUAGAACAACUGACCUCUGAGAAUAAGAGCCUCGACGAUGCCCUAAACAAGAGUAGGCAUGCUUAUCAAACUGCUGCCUCCAAGCAGCAGGUGGAUGCAGAAAGACUGUCCCAUCUGACUCAAGACCUCCAGAAACUGACUAAUGAUAACAUUGCUCUGAGAGAUAAACUUGAGCUUGCUAAAUGUCAGCAUCAAAAGGAUGCAGAUACACUGAACAAUCUAACCAUUGAAAUACAACAAAUGCUUUCUAAGAACGAUAGCCUUCAGUAUAAACUCAAAGAUAUAUUGAGUGAGAGGCAGUACGCUCAGGAGACUGCUGCUGCUCAGCAGCAGAAAAAUACUGAUGAUCUGAAUCACCUUAUAUGCGAGAAUCAAAAACUAACAACUAAGAACAAUGACUUACAAGAUAAACUUGAGCAAACUGUGAAUGAAAUACAAAAUGCUUAUCAAACGUCUUUCUCUCAGCAGCAGAAGGAUGCUGAACAAAUGUCCCAUCUGAGUCAAGAAGUUCAAACCCUGACUGCUAAUAACAAUACGCUUAAAAGUAAACUGGAGACGGCUUUGAGUGAGAAACAGGUUGUUCAUGAAGCUGCUGAAUCUCAGCAUCAGAGGGAUGCAGAUAAACUAGACCACCUCAUUCAAGAAAUAAAACUAAUGGCAGCUGAGAAGGAGACACUUUGCUACAAACUUAAUGAUGCCCUGCUCAAGAGGCAGGAGGACACAGAUAAAUUAAAUCACCUUAUUUGUGAAAAUCAACAACUAACAACUGAGAACAAAAAGCUGCAUGUUAAACUAGAGGAUGCCCUGAAUGAUAUCCAACGCUCUAAAUGUACGUCUCUCUCACAGCAGCAGAAGGAUUCAGAAGUGAUGGCUCAUCUAACUAAUGAAAACCAACUACUGGGUUUUGAGAACAAAGACCUGAAAGGUAAACUGGAAGAUGUCUUGCAUCAGAGACAGCAAGACCUUAAAGCUGCUAUGUCCAAACAGCAAAAAGACAAAAAUAAAAUAGACAAUUUAAGAACAAAAUUUCACCAAUUAGUCGUUGAGAACGAUAGGUUACAGGCCAAGUUCAAAGACGCUGUCAGUGAAAAACAGUUAGCAAGAGAUGCUGAGGAUUCUCAGCACCAGAAGGACACUGGAAAAAUUGAUUCCCUUACCCGUGAUUACCAACAUCUGGUUUCCGAGAAGAAGAUUCUGCAAUGUAAUCUAGAGGAAGCAGCAGAAAGAAAUGAUCUUUUGACUCACAGAAUACAACAACUGGUUUGUGAAAACGAAAGCCUAAAGUGUUCACUUGAAGAUGCCGUAAAUGAGAAAAAAUGUGUUCAUGAAGCUUAUGUCUGUCAACAGCAGAAAGAUGUAAAUAAACUGGAACAAGUGAUUUGUGAGAACCAGAGGCUACAGGUCAAACUUGAGGACACACUGAAGGACAGACAGUGUAUUCAAGAAGCAGCUGAUUCACAGCAGCAAAAAGUUGGAGAAAAACUAGACAACCUCAAUCAUGAAAUUUUACAUUUGUUAUCUGAGAAUAAAAGGCUUCAAGGAAAACUUGAGGAUUCACUCACUGAGAACAGACAUGUUAAAGAGGCUGCUGAAUUGAAGCAACGAAAGGAUGCAUGUAAACUGGACCACCUUUCUCAGAAAAUUCAGCAACUUGCUUCUGAGAACAACAGGCUGCAAGGUAAACUUGAGGAUGCUCUCAAUAAGAAACAACUUGCUCACAAGGCUGUGGAAGCUCAUCAGCAAGAAUAUCAAGUAAAACUGAAUCAGUUAAAUAGUGAAAACCAACAGAUGGCUUUAGAAAAGAUAGAACUGCAGAGUAAACUUCAGGAUGCUGUGAAUGAUAGACAGCAUGCUUAUUUGACUGCUGCCUCUGAUCAGCAAAAAGAUGCGAAAAGACUGUCUGAGUUGACUGAGGAAGUGCAAACAUUAUCUUCUCAAAACAAGAUUUUGCAGCAUAAACUCGAGGAUGCCCUCAGUGAAAAACUGCAUGCUUUUCAGGCUGCUGAAUCUCAACGUCAGAAAGAUGCAAAUAUAGUGGAAUGUCUGAGCUGUGAAAUACAAAAACUGGUUUCUGAGAACGAAAGCCUGCGAUCUAAAGCCGACAUUGCCUUGAAGGAAAGACAGCUUUCUGAAGAGGCUGCUCUGUCUCAACAGCAAAAGGAUGCUGCUAGGCUAGACCACCUCUCUCAUGAAAAUCAACAACUUUCAUCUGAAAACAAGAAGCUGCAGAUUAAGCUUGAUGAUGCCUUGAAGGACAGACAGGAGACCUACGAGGCUUUGGUCUAUCUACAGCAGAAAGAUGCAGAAAAAUUAGAACAACUUGUUCAUGAAAACCGAAGACUGGCACAUGAGAACAAGAGCUUGCAAGGUAAUGUUGAGAAUGUCCUAAAUGAUUGUCAUCACGCUUAUGAUGUUGCCAUCUCCCAAAGGCAGAAGGAUACUGAAAGAAUAGCUGGUUUAACUCGUGAGAAUCAACAGUUAAGUUCUCAAAAUAAGAUUCUGCAGGAUAAACUCCAGGAUGCUCUCAGUGACUAUCAGCGUGAGAAAAUGGCUUCAGUCUCCCAGCAGCAAAAGGAUGAACAUAAAAUCUGCCAUCUUUCAAAAAAAAUCAAGCAACUGGCAUCAGAGAACAAGGAGCUGCAGGGGAAAUUACGAGAUGUGCUUAAUGAAAGACAGUGUGCACUGGAUGCUGUGAAUUCACAGCUUCAAAAGGAUGCAGGUGUGAUAGAUAACCUUACCUUUGAAAACCAACAGCUGGCUUCUGAGAUCAAGAGGAUACAAGAGAAAUUGGAGGAGACAUUGAGAGACAAAAAUAAUGAUUAUGAGGCUGCUCAGUCUCAGCUGCAGAAGAAGGUGGACCAAAUAAACCAUCUUACUAAUGAAAAUCAACACCUGGCUUUUGAGAAUGACGGGCUGCAGAGUAGGCUUGAUAGUACUUUGAAAGAAAAACAGCAUGCAUAUGAGGCUGCUGUCUCUGAACAGCAAAAGGAUGCCAAAAAAUUGUCCAAUUUGACAGAGGUUGUAGAAACACUCACUUCUGACAAUUUGAACUUGCAAGGUAAAAUUAAAGAUGUCCUGAAUCAGAGUCAGUUAGCUCAUGAAGCUGCUGAAUAUCAACGUCAGAGAGAUGCAGAAAAACUAGAUCUCCUAACCCAUGAAAUGAAAAACAUGAUUUCAGAAAACAACAGUCUGCAAUGUAAACUAGAGGAUGCCCUUAAAGAUAAGCAACUUGCUCACGAGGCUUAUGUUUCUCGGCAGCAGCAGGACACAGAUAAACUAAACCACCUUUCAUACGAAAAUCAACAACUAGCAUCUGAAAACAAAAGGCUGCACAGUAAAUUUGAGGAUGUCCUAAGUGAGCGACACGUUGCCCAUGAAGCUAUCGUCUCUCAACAGCAAAAAGAUGCAGAUAAACUGCACCAAUUACAGCAUGAAGUCAAACAACUUGAACUUGGAAACACAAAGCUGCAAGAUCAACUCCAGAAUGCCCUAAAUGACAGACGAAAUGCUUACGAGGCACUUAUAUCCCACCAACAAAAGGAGGGAGACAAACUGGAACAUCUUACUCAAGAAAACCAAAGACUGACACAGGAGAAUGAGAGGCUGCAAAAACAUGUUAAAUGUACCCUGAAUGACAUACAGCAAACCUAUGAGGAUAUUAUGUCCCAAAGGCAAAAAGAUGUAGAAAAAUUAAACCAUCUCAAUCAUGAAAACCAAGAGCUGGCUCUUAAGAACGAGAAGCUUCACAGUGAACUUACCAAUGCUCUAAAUGAGAAACAGUAUGCUUGUGAAGUGGCUGCCUCCCAACAGCAAAAUGAUGCCAAAAAACUGUUGAAUUUGACCAAUGAACUAGAGAAACUCACCUUUGAAAACAAGAGCCUGCAGAAUAAAUUUGAAGGUGUCCUGAAUGAGGCUCACAGUGUUGAGUCUCAACGUCAGAAGGAUGCUGAGAAAGCUGACCACAUGAACCACGAAAUACAAACAUUGGUGUCUGAAAAAAAGAGGCUGCAAUGUAAAAUGGACAGUGUUUUGAAUGACCAACAGCAAGCCUAUGGGACUUUCAUCUCAGAGAAGCAGAAAGAUGCAGAGAAACUAGAACUACUGGCCUAUGAAAACCAAGAACUGACAAGUAAAAACAAAGUUCUGCAUGAUAAACUUGAGGAAAGGCAACGAGCCAUUGAGGCUUCUGUCUUUCAGCAGCAGAGGGACAGAGAUACAUGUCAGCAUCUCACUUAUGAAAAUCAACAAAUGGCUGUUGAGAAGAAGAGGCUACAAGGUAACCUUGAUGCUGCCCUGUGUGAAAGACAGCGUGCUUUUAAGGCCGCUGACUCUCAGCAUCGCAAAGAUACGGAUGAGCUACAACGUCUGAGUAAAACAAUACAUCAGCUAGCCACAGAGAACAAAAGGCUUCUAGGUAAACUUGAGGAAACCCAGAGUGAAAAGCAGUCUGCCGUCGAAGCUGCUCAGUCUCAGCAUCAGAGGGACACAGACAAAGUAGACCACCUGACUCAGAAAUUGCAACAAGUGACUUCUGAGAACAAAAGACUAUUAGGUAAACUCAAGGAUGUCCAGAAUGAGAAACAAAAGGCCAAUGAAGCUGCUAAAAUACAGCAUCAGAAGGAUGCUGAAAAGGUAGACCAUCUGAAUGGUGAAUAUCAAAAACUGGUUUCUGAGAACAAGGAGCUGAGAUGUAGACUUACAGGGGCACUGGAUGAGAGAAAACAGUCUCUUGAGGCUUCAGCUUCUCAACAACUGAAGGACAGAGAUAAAAUCAACAAACUUACUUGUGAAAUCCAAAAGCAUGUUUCUGAAAAGAUGGUGUUACAAAGUAAACUUGAGGAUGUCCUGUAUGAAAAACAAUGUGCGUACAAAGCUGCUGAAUCUCGACAGCAGCAGGAUGCAGAUGCACUUCAACGUUUCACCCUUCAAAACCAACACCUGUCUUUGGAGAACAAAAAGCUUCAAGCUAAACUUGAGGCUGCCCUAAAUGAAAACAGUCAAGUUUACAAAGCUGCUGCUUCUCAGCAGCAGAUGGAUACAAAUAAACUUGAGCAAAUGGCUGAAGAAAAUCAAAAACUGAAAAUUGAAUACAAGAACAUGCAAAGUAAACUUGAGGAUGCAAUAAAUGAGAGGAAACUGGUCCAGGAAGCUGCAGUCUGUCAGCAGAAUAUUGACAGAAAAACACUUGACCAUUUAAAUAAUGAAAUGCAGCAACUGACUUUUGAAAACAGAAAACUUCAAACAAAAGUCGAAGAUGGCCUGAAUGAGAGACAACACGAGUAUGAAGUCAGUGUCUCUAGACAGCAGAGAGAUAAAGAAAGACUGGAACAUCUAAAUCAGGACAACCAACAUUUGAUUUCUGAAAACAAGAAGCUACAGGAUAAACUUGAUGAGUACCUCGAGGAGCGACAUCUUUCCCAUAUAUGUCUACAAGAAGACAAAAAAGCUAUCAGCAACCUUGAGGAGGAAAUGAAGAAAGAGAAAACUUGUUUGUUACUUGCACGUAAAAAGAUUGAGAUGCAAAAGAAAGUUUUAGCAUCUUCAAAGAAAAUGAUGAAAAACAUGCAGAUACUGAAGAUGGAGAACAUCCAAAUAAGAGCUAAAUUCAAGGAUGUGGAAACCAAGUAUAACAGAGUCAUGAAUAAGAAAAAUCUUUCUCAUGACGCUGCUGUCUUGCAGCUACAGAUGGACACUGAUAAACUGGAUCAUCUGACCGAGGAAAACCAACAACUGGCUUCUGAGAACAAGAGACUGCAAAGGAAGCUUGAUGAUGCUUUGAAGAAAAGACAACGGGAUCAAAAGGAUGCUGUGUUUCAGCGGCAGAAUGAUGCAGAUAAAGUGGCCCAACUGACCAGUAAAAUCCAGAAGCUAACUUCUGAGAAUCAAAGGUUGAAGGAGGAAGUGGAAGAUGCCGUAAGUGAGAAACAGCGUGCAUGCAAGACUGUGUACUCUGAGCAGCAGAAGAAUGCUGAUGACCUGAAUCGUCUUCAUCAUAUAAACCAAGAACUAACUUUUGAGAACAAACGGUUUCAAGAUAGUCUAGAAGAUGCUCUAACGGAAAGUCAGCAGGCUAAAAAGCAGCUCCAUGAAGACAGAGAAUGUUGCAGCAGACUUGAGGAGGAAGUCAGGAAACAGAGAAUGCGCUUCUUAAAAGUGCGUAAGAUUUUUGAGAUGCAAAAGAAAGCUUUUGCUGCCACAAGGGGCAGGAUUUAUGACAUGCAGACACUCAAAAUGGAGAAUAACAAUUUAAAACUCCAAUUGAAGGACUUUGAGACAAAAUAUGGAAGACUAACAGCCCGACACCACUCUCUGUGUCAACUUCACAGAGAGAUGAUGUCACGGAAGGAUGACACCAUCGCUGUGAAUCAAACUACAAUAGCUGAGCUGGAGUUAAGGAUACAGGCUUUUAACACACAACAACUGGAGAGCAAAACACGUCAGGCCAAACUUGAGGAAACGCUGAGACAGGAAAAAACACACAGCACUGUUUUGCGACAGAAAGCAGAUCAACUUCUCUUGUUGAUGAAGCGGAAAGAGCCAUUUUUGAGUACCGCGGUGAAGAACUAAUUCAGGCUCUUAGAAAUGCAGAUUAACACAUUGGAAGAGUAGCAUUAAUAAAUGCAUUAUUCUCAUUUAUAUGAUUAUUGACAUCAAGUUGAACUACUGAAAAAUGGCUGCCUCAUAGAACUGUCAGAAAAUGAUAAAGGCUAAAGGGCAACCACAACAGGACACAACACAACUGAACUCUGCUGUCUGUCAAUCCUAUCAAUCCAAAAGAAAAAUAACAAU